Messenger RNA from Motacilla alba alba, 7234 nucleotides. RefSeq names its product alpha-1-antitrypsin-like. The transcript is spliced from 5 exons. Lineage: Eukaryota; Metazoa; Chordata; Aves; Passeriformes; Motacillidae. Gene Ontology annotation, molecular function: serine-type endopeptidase inhibitor activity. The record is from RefSeq and is a predicted model, not a curated record. Bases 86 to 1384 code for a protein of 432 amino acids. Gene Ontology annotation, biological process: negative regulation of endopeptidase activity.
UGCUCUGAUUAACUCUGUUUAAUGGUACUGAAGAGAAGAAUGAGCAGACAAGACCAGACUGUAGCAAUAAACAGCUGAAAGCAAAAUGAAGACCACUUUCUCCUUGUGCUUAUUGCUAGUUGGUUUGCAUACUGUUGCCCUGCGCCAUCAGCAUCCUCGCUACCGUAAUAAGCAGGAUGAUGCUAAAGGGACAUAUUAUCCAGGAUAUAGUUCUCAGGGGGAAGAAGCUUCUCCACUUAAGAAUAAAACCUUUGUCAAACUAGUUUUCAGCAAUGCUGACUUUGCAUUUUCCUUUUACAAGUUGGUUGCAUCUGAAGCAAUGGACAAAAAUAUUUUCUUUUCACCCAUAAGCAUCUCUGCUUCCUUUGCAAUGCUGGCACUUGGUGCCAAGGCUGUGACACUGACACAGAUUUUGGAAGGGCUUGCCUUUAACCUGAAAAAGACUCAGGAGCAGGAAAUCCAUGAAGGUUUUUGCCAACUCCUCCACAUGCUGAACCGUUCAGAUAGUGAGUUCCAGCUGAGCCUGGGCAAUGCCCUUUUUAUAGAAGAGACACUAAAACCACUACAGAAGUUCUUUGAUGAUGUCAAAAGCUUUUAUGAAUCUGAAGUCUUUUCUACUGACUUUAACAACUCUGUUGGUGCUGAGAGUCAGAUCAACAGUUAUAUUGAGGAAAAGACAAAUGGGAAAAUAGUUAAACUAGUGGAAAAUCUUGAUCCUCUGACUGCAAUGGUUCUCGUUAACUAUGUCUUCUUUAAAGCCCAUUGGGAGAAACCCUUCAGUACAGCACAAACAAAACAGGAGGACUUUUUUGUGGAUCAGAAAACAUCUGUAAAAGUUGACAUGAUGUAUCGAAAAGGUUACUACAGAAAUUACUUUGAUGAAGAGCUGUCCUGUUGGCUGGUUCAGAUUCCUUACAAUGGAGAUGUUGCAGCAUUAUUUGUUUUGCCUGAUGAAGGGAAGAUGAAGCAGGUAGAAGAUGCCCUCUUGAAAAGAACUGUAACUAAAUGGGAAAAGUCCCUCCAAGACAGAAAAAUACAUCUGCACAUUCCAAAAUUUUCUAUUUCUGGUACCUAUGAUGUGAAAAAUAUAGUUAAACAAAUGGGUAUGGUCAAUCUGUUUACUGAACAAGCUGAUCUCUCAGGGAUUACUGAGGAGCCUGGACUGACAGUUUCAAAAGUGAUCCACAGAGCCAUGCUGAAUGUUCAUGAGAACGGCACUGAGGCGGCCGGGGCCACAGUGAAGGAGAUUACCUGGAGAUCUGGGGAUUUUCCUCGCCCACCUCGGGUCAGAUUCAACAGACCAUUUCUCCUGCUGAUUCUGGAUAAGUUCACCCACACUGUCCUCUUCAUUGGGAAAAUUGUAAACCCUCAGAAAAAUGACUGAUUGAAAAUGAAAAUGACGAAAAUUGAAAAUGUCAAAACUUAUGGACAUCACUGGCUAAAUUCCUGUGAUCCAGUGAAGCACUUAUGUAUGCAUACCACCCUGUGCUACUGCUCAUCCUUCAACCAUUAUCCUUAGAAACCUUAUUAAUCCCUUACAACACAGAAACUAUUUUUCCUUGUCCAAAAGUCACUAGGAUUUCCCACAUCCUACACCUGAAUAUAGCAUGUAGUGUUAAUGAAAUACAAGUCACUUUUCACCAGUUUUGUAAGAAGCCCUUUCUGACAUGCUCCUGUGGGGUAUUCAGUUGGUUCAAAGUCUCCAAUUGAUGUACAGUCACAGGAUGUGCAUCUGAAAGGAGAAAUAGGAAAAAUGAGGUGCAAGUUGUAAGUCCUGUCUGUUUAAUCCACUAACCCUUGAUGAAUAUACUUAGAUGCAGAUUUCUUUAAUACUGGAGUGAAUUUUCAUUAAUUUCUUUAUGUUUUGUAAGCAAGCAUCGCAUGAAACUGCAAGAUCAGUGACUGAGACAUUGGAGGACACCUCCAAUGUAAAGGGCUGAUGAGUGCAGCUGUUUUAGCUGCUGUUUUAGCUGUUUUAGCUUGCAUUCCUCUGUCUCCUCCUCAGCAGAAGCCCUCUGCCUGGAGACCAGAAGCCUGCUUUGCUGUACAGAUAAUUAAAAUUCUACUAAGGAAGGAAUGCAUAGCAGAAAAAAGGCUUUUGCUUUAUCCUACUAACAUAAUGAUUGUUGCUAAUACCUUGAGAUAAAAGCCUAAUGGAGUAGUCCAUGACAGAGCACCAGUUUCCUUUUCAUAGAUUUGUUGUCACUGUCAUUUCUUGUUUCUACUGAUGCCACCUUCAGUAUUCACUUUCCAGCUAGAUUUGACAGACUGGUAGAAAAAAGGAGGAAUGCAAAUUAUAACUCCAGAAAGUUUGUACUUCCUCAGUAAGAACAGCAGAGCUUCCCUAGGGACUGUUAACUUGGUUUAAGCUAACACAGACACACAUAAAAAAUACAGAAAAUAUUUCAGAAGUCACUUUUCUAAAUGUUAGCAGUGGAUUACUGUUAUAGAGUAAAAGCAGACUGGGAAUUGACAUUUGUACCUUUUCUUACCUUAAGGUUCCUUGAAUCCAGCUGCACUAGAUAAUUGCAUGGUUAUGAAAGAAACAUAACUUCACUUACAAAGCAGUAAAUAUUUAAAUUUAUUUUAUUAUCUAUUACUUUAGUUUUUAAAUCAACAUCUUCAGCACAUCUUAUUAAAAUACAGAAAGCCAAAGAAAGCAUGUAAAUUAUAUAUUGAUUAAAUCUUUUGUUACAGAAUAUCUCAAACUGGUAGAAAAAAUUACAAAUGACAAGUUUUAGGCCUUAGUUUCUUAAGAAGUCUGUGGAAAAUAUAACAUAAAAACAGUGGUGACUAUUUCUAAAACAGAAUUUUUUUUCUUGGUUUGGGGAUCUUUAUUUUCUUUCUUUCUUAAAUCAGUGUCAUCAAUAUGAGUAAAUUAUAGCUCAAGAAUACCAAUAAGGAAUAGAAAAAACAUUCCAUGUCCAUCUGCAGACAGGUAACAUUUGAUAUUCACUUUUAAAGUCCUCUUCAAAAUCACAUAAAUCAAUGAAAAAAGUUUCUUACUCACAACUCUAUUUAGUAUGUUCCAUAUUUAGUAACAAGUAGUUGGCUUCAUACCUCUGAACAUAUAAGGACUUGGUCUAGGUGACAUACAGAUAAAUUUAUUCUAGAGAAGAUCAUUUAAAACUUCUUGCCAAAUCUCAGGGCUAACUCAGGAUGAAUUAUCAAAGUCCAGCCUUGCAAUGGCAAAUAACUCUGUAGGCAAAUAUCAAGAGACUAUGUUUGUUAUUCGUCAUGGACCUCAGAUCAAUAGUCCCUGUUUGUUAGUAGGAAAAAAUAUCUGAGUGCUAUUUUGCCAACCACAUCUCACUUUGAGAAGUAACCUUGCCUCUUAACUCAUUUGAAAGUAGAUAGACAAAAAUGAAGCUGAUUUAAGAACUGGAUUACCAGAAAACAUCUUGGUAAGGAACCAGCUUCAGACAGAUGAAGGAACCAUACAUGUCUUGCCUUGGUUUUAUUUCCAUUUUGGCAAAAAAUAGGGCAUGCCUCUCACUGCAAAUUUGCAGCAAAUUUGUGUAGUAAAUAAUGAGCCCAGAAGGAUUGCACAACCCCCCACAAAAAUGUCAACAUUAAGGUUGUCACAAACCCACUGCAGUCAUGGUUUGCUAGGACAGUGUUUCUUCUUUCAGUCUGCUGCUUUUUUGCUUCUUAUUCCAUGGGGUUUUGUUUCUUGGUUGGCUCUCUGGCUGUGAGUGUUGUGACCAAGAAACCUCAGAGUAACCAGGGAAGGACUUCCAUCCUAGCUAGUCAAGAGCUGCUGCUGCUGUUGCAUGCAAGUACCGUGAUGGGAAAUCCUUGUGAUAGAUAUAUGCCUCAAAGCAGUGCUCUCCCACAACCUUCAAAGAGCACUGGUAACCUCAAACGCCCCCUGCGUACUCCUGGCAUAUCAAAAUGAGUUACCAGCAGCAGAAUCACCUAUGCUCAGGGACACCUGAGCAGCAGCCCAGGGCUCCUCAGGACCCAUAAGCUCCUGUGAGCCAAUCUGCUGAGGAGGGGACGUUGCCAGGGCAAUGUAAAUGGCUCUGGGAGUGCGUGACCAGGGCGUGUCACGUCGUAUGUGGAGUAGCACUUGGUAUGGGCAGGGCGUGCAGAGAGGGCGCUGCAAUCUGCAAGGUCCACAGCUCAGAGAAGUGCUAAGUGUUCUUGGUCUCUGCUGUUAAGGUGGGCUCUUGCCUUGGAGCCAAAACCAGUGUGCCUACUGAGACAGCCCUGAGAAGCCUGGAGCUUCCACCCAGAUGGGCUGGUAAGGAAGGAGAUGUCAGUACAGGUGGUAGCUUGCAAUGGAUGCCCAGAUGCUUCCCCUGGAGAAAAAGGUACCUGCACAAAGUGUGCACAGGCUAAAGACCUGUUGUGGCAUGUAGAUGAAUUCCAAGAGACAGUUAAUAGGCUUGAAGUAUUAGAGGGGCUGAAACAGAGCUAGAAAACCUGGCUUCUGGAAUGGGGUGGAUUUAAUUGUAGCACUGGCUAUUAGGAAACCACAAAAGGUGAAAGUUAAAACAAAACAAACAAAUGUGUUUCACUCAAACAUUUCCAAGCUUUCUUAAUGGAAAGCCAUAUUAGUAACUCAGUAGUUCUUUUAUAUAUUAGAUUCCUGACUUGUGCUCUGUCAUUUGGCCAGGAGACAAAAAAUAUCUGUGGUUAUUUGAUUCCUGCAAAGGCCUGGAAAAGAGUUGUAUUUCUCUUCUUCAAAUACAACAUGGUUUGGUCAUUUUUGUUAUUUCAUCCAGGAAAAAGGCCUGGGAAAGAAAUAGGUUUACAAAUCAAUCAGAAGUGGGUGGCUCUAUAAGCAAAGCAUGCUCUAGCUGAGGCUGUUGGCUUUCCAACCCAUGCUUCAGAUCUCUCAUUCCCUCUGAGUAGCUGAUUUUGACAUUGCUUAUGAGAUUUCUGCAGUUUAAACGGCCCUACAAGAGUCUGUUUUGUGUUAACUGAAAAACACAUCUUGGACUUCUAUCACAAUACCUUUAAAGGACCUAAACCACUAGCUGCCUGCAUUGAAAAAAAGAAUAAAAGGCAGUAAUCUUCCCCAGAAGAUUAUUUACAGCCUCCAGGAUUGUUUUUACAUUCUCAUUCAGUUGUCUUAUAUUGUGUGAAGUGCAAGCAAUAAAAGAAAGAGCAGCAAGGACACCUUGACUAAGGGGGCAUCUUGCAAGUGGUGUGAACAUGAGAUAAAACUCAUAUGAGAGCUCAUGUUACCUGUCACACAUGAUACAGCUUCCUAAGGGUGGGUUUGAUAGUGGUGCUAAAGGAUAUAACCUCUCUGCAAAGGAAGGACUGGGAAAAUAGCUGCUCUUGUGAAAUGGUGAGAAAACAGAAAUAUUCUUGAAGAUUCUGUGGAGAAACAUGUUUUGAAGAGACCUGUUCUUUCCCAAAUAAACAGCAGAGGUCCAUGGGGAGUACAUGUGAGGGAGAGGGGAAUUACCAAGAAAGUCACAUUCUGCUAUGAGAAGCAGGAGCUUAAGCUGAGGGGCCUCUUGCAGCUGCCAUGACACAGGAAAGGAGGAAAGCAAGAGCAGCCUGACAUACACUUGGCCUAAUUAACUCCUCUGCCUGGGCAGAGCACCAUGCAAUGUAGACUUUGAGUUCUUCUAAGGCUUGACUGUAACUUAAUUAGCAGAUAUUAAAGUUCUUGGCAUAAAUAAGCCAGAAAGUGAUACCAAUGGAAAGAGAAAAAUGGAAAUUAUUGUAGGAGAGAAGAUUUAACACUAAAGUUUUCACCUCUAUCAGUUAGAUAUUUAGUCACAGGGCACAGGCUCAGACCCAUGCAAGUGGAAUGGCACUGCUGCUUCUCCCUGACUGGGAGAUCAGUUUGGCUGGAUGUCACAUGCUGGCCACAUAGGGCCUUUAAGGCUUUAAAACUUGUAAACUCUCAGAAGAAACAUUCUGCCCUUGUAUUAACUUUCCACUCCAGUGUCAUCUUGAGACACUUUCAUUUGCAUACUCUUUUGUGUACUUCAGUGCAUAUAUAAGGCUUUAGGGUUUUGACUUUUACAUGUCCUUGAGUCUUCAGCGCUGGCUUCCUAAACUUUUUUCCCCAAGGCAAGGUCAUGUGUAGGAGCUGACAGAUGAUGUGACACAAACAAUUCUUGCUCCUUCUUUCUUAUUUUGGGAGUACAAGGGGCUCUCCGUGCACCAAGCCAUGUUUCCUGAGACAUUUAUAUCUGUUCUAACUGCCAGCAAUUUCCACACCAUUAUCUGCUCAAAGACUGUUCCCUGCCAGGCUUAGUGAGGUGAUGGCUCCCUUUCUCUUUUUUAUUUUGUACAUCUGGUAUGGUAGGGUUAAACCCAGUCUUUAGUUCAGGCUCCAACUCAUUCAAUACACUGCUAUGAAUCAUAAGUGAAACUCAGACCUAUUCCCAUCUGAAAUUACUCACUUUUUGGCCAGUUUUAGGACAGUAUAACACGGGGGUUCCUUAAAGAAAUACUUCAGUUUCUUUACUAGAAAGAAAUUAAGAAAAGAAGGAGUCAAAAAACACAACAGGGGUAAACACACAGUUUUAAUUCUUAUUUCUUUAAAAAGUGUAUUUUUUCUGUACUUGUACUGCUGUGCAGAUGAAGGCACCAUAGAUAUGCAUCUUAACUUAAUUCAACACAGAAAAAUUAAAAGAGCAAGCUAGUUGUGAGGCAGUAAGAACAGUCAGAUAUAUCUUCUAUUUCUAUAUUUAAAAGCAAAAUCUAUGUUUAUCUAGGUUGUUUUGGUUUCUUUUUACUGACAUUGAUACUUAAAAUGUUCUUCCCUUGAUCCCCCAAAAAGCCCAGCUCCAUUUUCUUUCCAAGGCACUCCAGUUGGAUGUGACAUGUCUACUUUGGAUGGAGGUGGAAUUUGGGGGAAGAUGGUGCAAAGUCAAGAGAAGUUUAAGGGGAAAACAGCCUCUCUAAAUACUUCAGUAUUCAUUGAGCCUGGCAACACUGAACUGACCACUGAGCUCUAAGUCUUGUAACUCAUUUCUGUGGGAAAAAUGAGGAAUUAUUUUUGGCAUUCUGGAUUUUUUGAGUGUUCUAAUCUUUCUUUAGAAACUACUUCAAAGUCAUUAAUUAAAACUUCUUUUUUUUCCUCGGGUCUUUGAGUUCAUAGAUCCGAACUAGGAUAAAAUUAAACUCUGUAACAAAUAUUGAUGUCUUUCUGUGCAGAGGUGGCAAAUUUUCAUUGUGUUUUCUCACUCAGACGUUAAUUCUCUUCCUUAUUAUCUUGUAAAUGACAGCCAGCAAAUAAAAAGUCCACUGUGUGAUUGGG